Messenger RNA from Cyanistes caeruleus (blue tit), 1073 nucleotides. NCBI's taxonomy places the organism in Eukaryota, Metazoa, Chordata, Aves, Passeriformes, Paridae. The record is from RefSeq and is a predicted model, not a curated record.
UUAGGUGGGUGCCACGGGCAGCUGGCUGGAAGCACAGCCCUUGCUGGGAAGCUCCAAGUUGUCCAUUCCUGCAAGUCCCUCCUUGCUGGUGUCCAUAGAGGGAGGAGCCCUUGCCAGGAUGGCACUGGCAGACCCAUGUGUUUCUUGGAAUUCUAGCACUGACUGAUAGAGUUCUUUAUUCACAAUGCCUGUUGUGGUUUCCUUUCUUCAGCAGCUCUUUCAUCUAACAUGAAGUGCUUAGAGUUAAAAUAGCAGAAUUUGCCAGUUUAAAAGAGAACAAGGGAAAGAAACAGCUCCAGCCCAAAUUGCAUUAGGGCACAGGAACACGGGAGGAGGGAGGAGGGUUUUCAGGUGGUUCCUAAGCUAUCUCUGUUUGUACCCUGUUGAGAGCAGAAUCAGCAGCAGCCACUUGGUUGUUUUCAGGGCAGCAGCUGUUUGUGCUCCUGCUUUGAAUGCUCUUAAGCCAACUUGGAGGGUGAUAGCCUAGCCUUCCUCACUCCUCUGCUAGAACUGCUUUCUGAGCUGAGGUUUGCAUGCAGCACAAGGGGCUCACCCAAUCUAAUUGUAUUUUCUUUUCUUUCCCUUCUCAUGUGCAUCAAUGGAAGUUUCCUGAAGUGCAUGGAGAAGAAAGGAGAAAUGCUGCACUGAACAGCCAGGAACAGGUGGAUGGCUCUGCUGAUGGCACAGGAGCUAAUGACGCACCUGUGGCUGAUGCAGCCCCUGCAGAACACGGAGCAGAGGAGCACGCUGGAAGUUCAGCUGCAGAGCCACGAGUUGUUAUUAGUUGUCCAAUUUGCAUGGAUUAUUACUCAGAGAUUGUACAAAGUGGACGACUGAUGGUGGCAACUAUGUGUGGCCACAUGUUCUGCAGCGCGUGCCUCCCCGUUGCCCUGGAGACCACCGGCAUGUGCCCAACCUGCAGAGAGGAACUCGAUGCAGAAAUGUAUUUUCCAAUUUAUUUAUGAGAGUUUCCACUGCUCAGGGCAGUCUCAGGUGCAUCUUGGAGAAGAGGAGGAGUAGAGGCCUGUUUCUUUAUGUAUAUAGUUCUUUUUGUACAUAGUUUCAUUUUUACU